AUGGCAGAUCGGCUUGGCUCACAUGCUAUCGAGGAUCAUCAGGACCCUGAUACGGCUCAACUCAGCCUGAAUGCUGGUUCCGACAGUGAGCAACUUUCAACAGCUGAGUCUGAGAGGCCAUCACCACCUGAGACUCAGAGUCUCCCAAUACCUGAGACAGAACCCUCCCGGGCUCGAAGACUGUUUCCGUCUUCGAGGUCAGUAGCAGCAGCGUUUCUAGAGUCUCUUCCCAUCGUCAAACCGGACAACUUGCCAGAAAACUCUCAAGACUGCCACAUCUGCAAAGAACGCUUUGACAACCAGGACCCAGGGGUGGUGCCAAACAAUGAAUUUGCAGUGAAGCUACCAUGCGAUCACAUCAUGGGAUCCAAGUGCCUCGCAAAAUGGUUCGAAAGCAAUAAUUCCUGUCCUAUGUGUCGUGCAGCCUCCUUCAGCCAGGAUGUGUCACCACACGCGGAGCUGCUAGGUGCCUUGCAUUUACACUUAUUGUCAUGGUCGGCAACCUCAAGGCACCUGGCACGCGAAGAGCAAAGAGAGACACUAGCGGCUUCCGUGAGUAGUAAUGAAUUGGACAUGCGGAGUCUUUCGGCACUUGCAGCGGAGAACACUGGGCAUCUUACCAGACUGUCGGAAAUUCAGGCAGGUCCGGAGAACGAGGAGAGCUGGGCGGAGACUGCUCGAAUCGGGGGCAGGAUUAGAGCAAACGAUGCACGGCUCAGGCAAAUUGAACGCCGAUUCCGAUUCCAAAGGAAGGGAGCUCAGGGUGGGCCUGGUCUUUGA
Messenger RNA from Letharia columbiana, 780 nucleotides. RefSeq lists its product as uncharacterized. The transcript has a single exon. The record is from RefSeq and is a predicted model, not a curated record. Gene Ontology annotation, cellular component: cytoplasm. Gene Ontology annotation, molecular function: ubiquitin protein ligase activity. Gene Ontology annotation, biological process: protein ubiquitination. The coding region runs from base 1 to 780 and encodes 259 amino acids. Lineage: Eukaryota; Fungi; Ascomycota; Lecanoromycetes; Lecanorales; Parmeliaceae.